Molecule: messenger RNA, 3315 nt
Organism: Suncus etruscus (white-toothed pygmy shrew)
Lineage: Eukaryota; Metazoa; Chordata; Mammalia; Eulipotyphla; Soricidae
Gene: WIZ
Product: WIZ zinc finger
Biological process (GO): regulation of transcription by RNA polymerase II
Cellular component (GO): nucleus
Molecular function (GO): RNA polymerase II cis-regulatory region sequence-specific DNA binding; DNA-binding transcription factor activity, RNA polymerase II-specific
Source: RefSeq, a predicted model, not a curated record
AUGGCCGCGUCCAGCGCCCAGGGCCGCGCGACAAAAGCGGACGGACGGGCGGCGGGGCCGCGCGCGGGGGGCGGCCGGGAGCGCGCGGCGGCGGGGUCGUCCCCGCCCGGACCCCCGAGCCCGAGCGCGGGCCCCGCCGCGCCGCCCGCGCCGCCGCGGGACGCGCCCCAGGCCGAGCCCGACCCCGAGCCCGAGCCGGAGCCCGAGCCCGAGCCCGAGCCCGAGCCCGAGCCGGGGCCCGCGGCCGCGCCCGCUCCCGCGCCCGCGCCGGGCGUGGGUCCAGAGGAAGGCGAGGUGGUGGCGGUGGACCUGGGUGUGGCCGCGUUGCCCAGGAAGAGCCUGACCGUGCCGGGGCCCCUGGAGCAGGUGGCCAGCAGGGCUGAGCUGCCGGACCUCAAGGCCCACAGCCUGACCACCUGCGAGGUGUGCGGCGCCUGCUUUGAGACGCGCAAGGGCCUCUCGAGCCACGCGCGCUCGCACCUGCGGCAGCUGGGGGUGGCCGAGUCGGAGAGCAGUGGCGCCCCCAUCGACCUCCUCUACGAGCUGGUGAAGCACAAGGGGCUGCCCGAUGCCCCCCUCGGGCUGCCCCCCAGCUUGGCCAAGAAGUCCAGUUCGCCCAAGGAGAUGGUGGCCGGGGCUCCGCGGGCCGGCCUGCUCGCCCUGGCCAAGCCCCUGGACGCCCCCCCCAUCAACAAGGCCAUCAAGUCGCCGCCUGGCUUCUCCGCCAAGGGCCUGGGCCACCCGCCCAGCUCCCCACUCCUCAAGAAGGCGCCUCUGGCCCUGGCGGGCUCCCCCAACCCCAAGAAUCCUGAAGACAAGAGCCCCCAGCUAUCCCUGAGCUCCCGGCCGGGCUCCCCCAAGGCACCGUGGCCCCAGUCUGAGGACGAGGGGCCCCUGAACCUCACUGUAGGCAGUGCCGGGGGCCGAGGGCUGAAUUGCCCGCUGUGUGGUGCCUGGUUUGAGACCCGCAGGGGCCUGUCCAGCCAUGCCCGCGCCCACCUGCGCCACCUGGGUGCCAACGACCCGGACGCCAAGCGGUCCCCUAUACGCCGGCUGCACGGGCUCGUCGGGAAGGCCCCGCUGGGCCGCCCCCCGGCCUGCGCAGCCUCCUUGCUCCCACCCCCUGCCCCGGCCCAGCAGGCCCGGCCGACCGGCGUGGGUGCGGCCGGCCCCCGCGGGAAACAGCAGCUCUCGGCCGCCACCGCCGUUGCCGGCACUUGCUGGGCCUCUGAUGUGGAGCUGCCUCCUCUCACCCUCUCCUCAGGACCCGAGCCGGCACGCGACAUCCGCUGUGAGUUCUGUGGCGAGUUCUUUGAGAACCGCAAGGGCCUGUCGAGCCAUGCACGCUCACACUUGCGGCAGAUGGGCGUGACUGAGUGGUACGUCAACGGCUCUCCCAUCGACACCCUGCGCGAGAUCCUCAAGAGACGGACCCAGUCCCGGCCCGGGGGACCCCACCCACCUGGCCACAGCCCCAAAACUCUGGCCAAGAUGGUGGGCAGCGGCGGUGUCCUGGAGGCUCGCAGCCCUGCAGACCUGCACCUCUCGCCUCUGGCCAAGAAGUUGCCGCCGCCACCGGGCAGCCCCCUGGGCCACUCGCCCGCGGCCUCUCCUCCUCCCACUGCCAGGAAGAUGUUCCCAGGCCUGGCGGCCCCCUCCCUCAGCAGGAAGCUGAAGCCCGAGCAGAUGCGGGUGGAGAUCAAGCGAGAGACGCUCCUGCAUGGGGAGCAGCACCCCUCUGACAGCCCCUGGGCGGCGCCUCGAGAGGACCUGAGUCCGCUGAACCUGUCAUCCCGGGCUGAGCCGGUGCGUGACAUCCGCUGCGAGUUCUGUGGCGAGUUCUUCGAGAACCGCAAGGGUCUGUCGAGCCAUGCGCGCUCGCACCUGCGGCAGAUGGGCGUGACCGAGUGGUCCGUCAAUGGCUCUCCCAUCGACACGCUGCGCGAGAUUCUCAAGAAAAAGACCAAGCCGUGCCUCAUCAAGAAGGAGCCGCCGGCUGGAGACCUGGCCCCGGCCCUGGUGGAGGACGGACCCCACCUCGUGGCCCCGGGGCCCAUGCAGUCCGUCCUGCCGCUGGUGCCCAUGGCGGGCCGGCCAGGCAGACCGGCAGCCGGGCUCGGCCACCUGCCCCGAGAGCUGGUCUUGGCGCCCCUCAGCAGUAGCAAGGCUACCGUGGGCUACCUGGGCUCCAUGUCAACCAAGCGGCCCCUGCAGGAUGACCGGCUCCUGCCCCCUGAGGUGAAGGCCAAGACAUACGUCCAGACUGAGCUGCCCUUCAAGGCCAAAGCGCUGCAUGACAAGGGCUCCCACUCAGCCACCGAGGCCUGCUGCGAGCUGUGCGGCCUGUACUUCGAGAACCGCAAGGCACUGGCCAGCCACGCGCGGGCGCACCUGCGGCAGUUCGGUGUGACCGAGUGGUGCGUGAACGGCUCUCCCAUCGAGACACUGAGCGAGUGGAUCAAGCACCGGCCCCAGAAGGUGGGCGCCUAUCGAAGCUACAUCCAGGGCGGCCGCCCCUUCACCAAGAAGUUCCGUAGUGCCGGCCAUGGCCGGGAUGGCGACAAGAGGCCGGCCCUGGGGCUGGCCCCUGGUGGCCUGGCUUUGGUGGGGCGAGGUGCCUGUGGCGAGCCGGGGCUCGAGGUGGGCCGUGCCACCGACGGCAGCGAGCAGGCUCUGGCCUCCAGCCCCCCGGGCACCAUAAAGGCCGAGGAGCACCAGCGGCAAAACAUCAACAAGUUUGAGCGCCGGCAGGCCCGUCCCACAGACGGCUCUGGGGCCAGGGGCACAGAUGACACCGGGGGUCUGCAGCAGAAGUUGGAGGAGGCCCGGCAGCCCCCUCCCCGGGUCCGCCCAGUCCCUUCCCUGGUGCCGAGACCCCCGCAGACGUCUCUCGUCAAGUUUGUGGGCAACAUCUACACCCUCAAGUGCAGGUUCUGUGAGGCGCAGUUCCAGGGCCCGCUGUCCAUCCAGGAGGAGUGGGUGCGGCACUUACAGCGGCACAUCCUGGAGAUGAGCUUCUCUAAAGCGGAUGUGUCCCCCGAGGAGCCCCCCGGUCCACAGGCCCCGACAGCCGUUGCCGAGGCACCCUAACAGGAGCAUUCCAGCCCCCGCCCGCCCAUCCGCUCCCUGCCCCCCUCCUGCCUCUCUCUUUUCCGUUUCCAAAGGAGCAAGCCAGAACCUCAAACCGGCCGUCCCCACGGGGGGCCGGGCACACUACAGCCGGGGUGCCCUCCCCCAGCCUAAGACUUGGGGCCUGGGGGUGUCCUCUGGCUCCGCAGGGGCAGUGGCAGGGUCCGGCUUGGGUGGCGGAGCCUU